This is a messenger RNA of Gossypium raimondii (Peruvian cotton), 1162 nucleotides long. RefSeq names its product zinc-finger homeodomain protein 11. NCBI's taxonomy places the organism in Eukaryota, Viridiplantae, Streptophyta, Magnoliopsida, Malvales, Malvaceae. Gene Ontology annotation, cellular component: nucleus. Gene Ontology annotation, molecular function: transcription cis-regulatory region binding; DNA-binding transcription factor activity. Gene Ontology annotation, biological process: regulation of DNA-templated transcription; regulation of developmental process. The record is from RefSeq and is a predicted model, not a curated record.
UCAAACACCAAAACCAACCCACAAGCUGAGUCCUCAUCAGAGACACACCCCACAAGCGCCGAGGUCACUAACUCUUUAUUACUCCUCAAGAUCUACCACCACCUUCAGCAGGAGGAGGAAAUGGUGCUUUCUUACAAAGAGUGCCUCAAAAACCAUGCAGCUAGCUUGGGUGGACAUGCCCUGGAUGGUUGUGGAGAGUUCAUGCCUACCCCUUCUGCUACCCCAACUGACCCUGCCUCCUUCAAGUGUGCUGCCUGUGGUUGCCACCGCAACUUCCACCGCCGUGACCCUUAUGAUGGCCCUGCUUUUAUCCACCGCCUCCCACCCCCACCUAAUCGUAGCUCAAGUCCAAGCCCGACUCAUAGCCCAGGUCCAAGCCGUACCCCACCUUCACCUGUGCCAUUCUCUUACUACUCUUCUGCACCGAACAUGCUGCUGGCCUUGAGCACUGCCUACUCAGGGCCAAUGGAUGAGUACCAUUAUCACCUCAGCAACUCCAAUCCUUCGGUGUCAAGGAUAAACAACAACAACCCAAGUGGGAGAAAGAGGUCAAGAACAAAGUUCACUAAGGAACAGAAAGAAAAGAUGCAUGCUUUCGCUGAAAGGCUUGGUUGGAGAAUGCCAAAGGGUGAAGAAAAAUUGAUACAAGAGUUUUGCAAUGAAGUUGGGGUUAAUAGAGGAGUUCUCAAGGUUUGGAUGCACAACAACAAGAACACUUUUAGCAAGAAAGAGAUAUUAUCAGUUGGAAAUCUCAAUCUUCACGACAGCCAUGACAACAACAACAAUAUUGAAGAUAAUGGAAAUGCUCUUGAUUCCAAUAGUCACAUGCACAACAAUGAGGAUAGUAUUCAGCUUCAUAUUUCUACUAAUAAUGGGUCUUCUACAUCUUAAUUUAGAAAAGAAAAAAAAAACACUACUGAAUUUGAAAGAAAGCAGCAGGCUAUAGAUGGUGUUUUUGCUUCUCUUUUUCAUUUGGGGCUUAACUUUUUUCAUUUUUUCAUUUUGGAGAUUAGUAAUCUAAUUACUGGUGAUGGCAGAUGAAAGAAGGAGGGAACAGAGGAUAUGACUUGUGAGGAUAACAAUUAAAGAGAAUUAUUUUGUCAUUGUUAAUUCUAUCUGUUAAUUGAUAUUUAGACGUAUUAUAACAUAAAUCUUUGUCUUC